AACAACUCAGCUGUUCUUUCUAGCUCUGAAAUAGAAAAUGUCUGCAGACGGCGGAGGCAUCCAGGACACCCAGGACAAGGAGACACCCCCGGAGGUUCCAGAUCGUGGACAUCCUCAUCAGGAAAUGCCUUCUAAGCUGGGGGAGGCGGUACCUUCAGGGGACGCUCAGGAGUCACUGCACAUUAAGAUGGAGCCCGAAGAGCCACACUCCGAGGGGGCAUCGCAGGAGGAUGGGGCUCAAGGUGCAUGGGGCUGGGCACCCCUAAGUCACGGCUCUAAGGAGAAAGCUCUCUUCCUGCCUGGCGGAGCCCUCCCCUCCCCCCGGAUCCCCGUGCUUUCCCGAGAGGGGAGGACCAGAGACCGGCAGAUGGCUGCAGCGCUCCUCACUGCCUGGUCCCAGAUGCCAGUGACUUUCGAGGAUGUAGCCUUGUACCUCUCCCGGGAGGAGUGGGGACGGCUGGACCACACGCAGCAGAACUUCUACAGGGAUGUCCUGCAGAAGAAAAACAGGCUGUCACUGGGCUUUCCCUUCAGCAGGCCUUUCUGGGCCCCUCAAGCGCACGGCAAGGGUGAGGCCUCGGGCUCCAGCCGGCAGGCAGGAGAUGAGGAGGAGUGGAGAGGCGCGUGCACAGGAGCCGUCGAGGUGGGGCAGAGGGUGCAGACUUCAUCCGUGGCAGCCCUUGGGAAUGUGAAGCCCUUCAGAACCAGGGCAGGGAGAGUCCAGUGGGGCGUCCCGCAGUGCGCGCAGGAAGCAGCCUGCGGCCGGAGCUCAGGGCCGGCCAAAGACUCCGGGCAGCCGGCUGACCCAGAUCGCACUCCGGAUGCAGCUCCGCCAGACCCCAGUCCCACGGAGCCCCAGGAGUGCCGCGUCCCGGAGAAGCCCAACGAGGAGGAGAAGGGCGCCCUGGAGAGUGGCGAGGAGGGCCUGGCCCCUGACAGUGAGGUGGGCAGGAAGAGCUACCGGUGCGAGCAGUGCGGCAAGGGCUUCAGCUGGCACUCGCACCUGGUGACGCACCGGCGCACGCACACGGGCGAGAAGCCCUACGCCUGCACUGACUGCGGGAAGCGCUUCGGCCGCAGCUCGCACCUCAUCCAGCACCAGAUCAUCCACACGGGCGAGAAGCCCUACACCUGCCCCGCCUGCCGGAAGAGCUUCAGCCACCACUCCACGCUGAUUCAGCACCAGCGCAUCCACACCGGAGAGAAGCCCUACGUGUGCGACCGCUGCGCCAAGCGCUUCACCCGCCGCUCGGACUUGGUCACCCACCAGGGCACCCACACGGGCGCCAAGCCGCACAAGUGCCCCAUCUGCGCCAAGUGCUUCACGCAGAGCUCGGCGCUAGUCACCCACCAGCGCACCCACACUGGGGUGAAGCCCUACCCGUGCCCCGAGUGCGGCAAGUGCUUCAGCCAGCGUUCCAACCUCAUCGCGCACAACCGCACACACACGGGCGAGAAGCCCUACCACUGCCUCGACUGCGGCAAGAGCUUCAGCCACAGCUCGCACCUCACCGCGCACCAGCGCACCCAUCGUGGCGUGCGGCCCUACGCCUGCCCGCUGUGCGGCAAGAGCUUCAGCCGGCGCUCCAACCUGCACCGGCACGAGAAGAUCCACACCACCGGGCCCAAGGCCCUGGCCAUGCUGAUGCUGGGGGCGGCGGCUGCGGGGGCUCUGGCCACACCCCCACCCGCUCCCACCUAGGAGGCCAGGAGAGGGGGAGCGGGGCGCCCAGGGCCACUGGAACAGCCCCACUGGAGUCAAGGCUCCGAGGGAGGAGAGAGGGGCUCGGGAAGGGAGCUGGGGCGGUGAGGGCAUGGGGUGAGGCAUGGCGAUGGGGGAGGGCGAGGGCGAGAAAGGGCAGGCACUCUGCGAAUUAAAGGCCUUGGACUUGAAGCGCCCGCCUACACAGCUUUGUCUCCUGGUGCCCUGGCGCUGAUUCCCCGAGCGUGGGGGAGCUCCUGGGCUAAUCCCCUGUCCUCACUGAGGCAUCCCUGCAUCACCACUCUUGGCUUGGGUCUCCACCAGGGUUGGGGUCCCUUUUGCCAAAGGCCCAUUCCAAAGCGUUGCACACAUUGGCAAGCAAAGGCUUCAAGUACAGAGAGGUUUCCAGGGCUGAAGCCAGUCAGCCGCUCCUGGACCUGGGGACCCCUUGCCGGCCGUCUGCUGCUGACGCCACUUGUCCCAAGGGCACUGCUUACUGAGCCCGCACUCUCCCUCGGCUCUUCUCUUUGGAAGCCAGGAGCAGGCAGAACUGGUCCGGAAAUUCCUGCCUGCCCCAUCACCCACUCAGGCAUCAGUGGCUGAGUUUUGUGACUGGCCUUUGCCGUUUGCUCCCACCAUGGCCUGCCUGUGGUCCUGCGAGGGCUCCUCACUCACCAGGGGCCACUUUCCUUCUUGGCCCAUGCUGCAGCUGCUGUCACCUGCCUCUGCUAUGUCUCACCUCCUUGGCCUCCUGGUAUAUGUCCUAUAUAAUUCGCCCUGCUCGCCCCUGCCUGGCUCUGAGCUUUGAUUUACUCCUGGUCUUUCCGCUGGCGUUUGUUUUUGUUUUUGUUUUUGCGACAGAGUCUU
Messenger RNA from Pan troglodytes (chimpanzee), 2569 nucleotides. It is a transcript of the gene ZNF205, whose product is annotated as zinc finger protein 205. Gene Ontology annotation, cellular component: nucleus. The transcript is spliced from 6 exons. The coding region runs from base 38 to 1702 and encodes 554 amino acids. The record is from RefSeq and is a predicted model, not a curated record. NCBI's taxonomy places the organism in Eukaryota, Metazoa, Chordata, Mammalia, Primates, Hominidae. Gene Ontology annotation, biological process: regulation of transcription by RNA polymerase II. Gene Ontology annotation, molecular function: RNA polymerase II cis-regulatory region sequence-specific DNA binding; DNA-binding transcription factor activity, RNA polymerase II-specific.